This is a messenger RNA of Rhagoletis pomonella (apple maggot), 8592 nucleotides long. Its product is annotated as cilia- and flagella-associated protein 44. Gene Ontology annotation, cellular component: nuclear replication fork. Gene Ontology annotation, molecular function: ATP binding; ATP-dependent chromatin remodeler activity; protein binding. The coding region runs from base 312 to 8561 and encodes 2749 amino acids. The record is from RefSeq and is a predicted model, not a curated record. Lineage: Eukaryota; Metazoa; Arthropoda; Insecta; Diptera; Tephritidae. Gene Ontology annotation, biological process: DNA repair; replication fork processing. The transcript has 25 exons.
AUCAAGGCUACUCAAAUUUUGAAGCCGGUACAAGAUAGAGUAAGCAUGACCUCUUCCACUCUCUAACUUGAAAGAGCAAAGCGGAUUAAGCUAGAAAGCGGAGUUUCCUUCAUUUAGGAAAUUAAAAAAAUUAAAAUUUGAACUGCUAUGUGGAAUCUCUAGUGGGUGUUGGGUGUAAAGUAUUUUAAGUACAAAGUUGUUACAUUCGAUCAGCUGUGUAUUUGAAUUUUUAUUUAUUUUUAUUCGCGCCAGUGAAGUAUCAAAAAUUAAAAGCACUUUUUUAUGUUGUAAAUAUACCAAAGUUUAGUAAAAUGUCUAUGUGUAGUGCUGCUGAAAUUGCGGAGAAACGUCGUAUAGCUUUGGAAAAAUUAGCCGCAAAGAAGCAACGUUUAGCUAACUCUGUAACUUCAGGAGACAAACCCGGGAAUGCCACACUGCAUCAAAAUCGUAACGCCAUAGGUGCUAUUCCGACGAAUACUUUCUUUAAACAGCAACAUCAAGUACAGCAGCAAUCUACAACAAAUAACAAUCAAAACAAAAAGACUCCGCAACAUUCCGCGGGAGCUAUAAAUUUCUUAAAUGACUUAAAACGUAAUAACAUCGGCAGUUAUGCUAGGAAUGCACGCGAUCAAGCGCAUCCUUACCAACGUAAUACGUUGUCCAACAGCAAGCCGAAUGUUAAUGCACUACAUACGCCCAACAAUAACCAACAACAGCAACAAUUAGCGCCGGUUUUUGUUACCAAAGUAAGCUGCAAGGUGUACAUGGUGAGCAAUACACGCUUCGCUGUACANCCUUCAUGUUUCCAUGCCAAAUUGAUUGAUGUAUUCAAGAGUAUACCAUCGAAGGGAUAUGAUGGUACCAAACAUAUCUGGAGUUUUGGUUUGCAUGACUAUCAACUACUGCAAGAUCACGUUUCUGCUAUGAAUCCAGAAGUUGUUAUUGGCACUAUACCAAAAAGCGUAAUUGCGGUUUGUCGCACGCCAGCUGUGGAAAUCGAACGCUCCUGCUUGUCUUCGAUUGAACCGAAAUUGGGGCAAAAACUGAUGCCAUUUCAGCAGGAUGGCGUUUGCUUUGCUAUAGCGCACCAUGGUCGCUUGAUGAUUUGUGACGAAAUGGGUCUUGGUAAAACGUAUCAGGCACUGGCAGUAGCUGACUUUUAUAGAGAAUCUUGGCCACUGCUUAUAUGCACAACAGCCUCCAUUAGAGAGUCCUGGGCAACACACAUACGCGAGCUAUUACCUCGCAUACCGAUUCAUUAUAUACAAGUUCUAACCAACAAUCAACAAAGUUUGGAUGAUGCAAAAGUGCUUAUUACCAGUUAUAAUAUGAUGGAUCGGCAUGUGGAACAGUUAGUCCACCAUAAAUUUGGAUUUGUAAUAUUCGAUGAAUCCCACACUUUAAAGAAUUCAAAAACUAAAUGUGCUAUGGUAGCGGAGCGUCUGACGAAACAAGCGCGUCAUGUUCUUAUGCUGUCAGGCACACCAGCGCUUUCACGGCCUUUGGAGUUGUUCACCCAAAUUCAAAUGAUCGAUCGCAAGUUCAUGUCAUUUAUGGAAUUUACCACUCGCUACUGUGAUGGCAAACAAACACAAUUCGGUUGGGAUGCUACGGGUCAAUCGAAUCUAGAGGAAUUAAAUGUUGUGCUGAAGUUGAAAUUCAUGAUACGUCGCACAAAGGAAGCUGUGCUACCGCAGUUGGCUGAGAAACAACGCGAAACAGUUGUUUUGGAUCCAGCGCUUAUUGGCUGUAAAGAUAACGACACAUGUGAUGAUUUAGAGACGCUUAGUAAAGAUUUUUCCUCAAGCGUAGGGCGAGAGCGCGAGCAGAUCCUUAUGAGAUUUUAUUCAACAACUGCUGAGGUUAAAGCGCGCGCUGUUUGUGCGUAUCUCAAAAAUUUAGUCAAAGAGAGGAUAAAAUUUAUUGUAUUCGCACAUCAUCGUGUCAUGUUGGACGCCAUUACUGAUUGCUUAAACCAAUUGAAUGUUAAUUUCAUACGCAUUGAUGGUAGCACCAAAAAUGAAGCUAGAGCGGAAUACAUUGACGCGUUUCAAACAAAGUCGUCUUGCAUGGUGGCUGUGCUUUCGUUGCGCGCAUGUAAUGCAGGCAUCACGCUGACCGCAGCUGAAAUGAUUAUUUUUGCCGAGUUGGACUGGAAUCCAAGUACCUUGGCGCAGGCUGAAAGUCGCGCCCAUCGCAUUGGCCAGAAUAAACCGAUUAUUUGUCGUUAUUUAAUGGCCUCUAAAACCGCUGACGAUAUUAUUUGGAAUAUGUUGAAAAAUAAACAGGAUGUAUUAAAUAAAGCUGGGCUCUUUUGUGAAAAUUUACAAGAUGCUACGCAUACUGCAGCGCCAACGGGGUCGCACAAAAUCGAAGACUUUUUCUCGCCUGUGAAGAUGGAAAACCAGCCGACCACGAAUGUUAGUGUUGAGCCAAAUAAAGAAGUGAAAGAGAAUGAAAGUGCCACAAUUGCUACAGCGAAAAAUUUAGACUUGAGCAAGGAGUUGGAAAAUAUUGAAGAUUUAUUUAUGGAUGAUGAUGAUUUUAAGGAUUUAAUGUGUUUAAACAUGUCCGAGCAAGAAGAAAUGGAAAAUGAAGAUGAAGCGGAAGUAAUAACAAAGAAAGAGCCCUCCUUUGGCGAUGAUAUUUUAGAGUUGCGCCAUUCCUUUGGCUAUGAUUGCAAGCGUUUCUUCAAUUUGGUGCUCAUCGAUGACAGUACAUUGGUUUUUGCUUCCGGUGAUUAUUUGCAUUACUUUGACAUACCCACGCGCAAAGUUACAUUUCGCAAAUCGGUGUUUGGUGGCGGCAUUGGAUUUAUAACGCGCAAUGAACAUCCCGACUUCAUCGACUUGCUCACCGUUGCGGAGAAUGGUGCAACGCCGACUAUAUUCAUUUACGAAUAUCCCACGCACGAGGUGCGCAUCAAGUUGGAGAAUGCGGCCAAGUCUUGCUUCACCUGCGGCUCAUAUAACUCCACUGGCGAGCUAUUCGCUUCACAAGCCGGCUAUCCAGAUUUUAUGCUCACCAUUUGGCGUUGGCAAAGCGGCCAUGUGGUGCUGCGUUCCAAAUCCUUUCAGAAUAAUGUGCAGCACGUACACUUUUCUCACUUCAAUCCGAUACUCUUGGCUUCAAGCGGACUGAGUCACAUAAAAUUUUGGAAAAUGGCCAACACCUUUACCGGUUUGAAAUUGAAAGGCGAGCUGGGACGCUUUGGCAAAACGGAUUUUAGUGACAUCUAUGCAAUUUAUAUGCUGCCCGAUGAGAAUAUCAUUUCAGGCUGUGAGUGGGGGAAUAUGCUGUUGUGGGAAGCGGGCCUGAUUAAGUUCGAGAUUACGCGCAAGGGACGCAAACCGUGUCACACAAAGCCAAUUACACGCAUCACCAUGGAGAACGGUGAAGUGAUGACUGUGGGUAUGGAUGGGUAUGUACGUAUUUGGUAUUGGGAAACAGUUGAUCUAGCCGAUCCGCCGGACGACGAUCGCUUCGUCGAGAUCGAGCCGAUCUAUGAGUUUAAGGUGGGCGAUUGUGAGAUACGUGGGCUGCAGAAGAUUAAACCAUUCGACAGCAAUGAUUUUGGCUACUAUGCGCAGGAUGGCAAUGGCGGUAUUUGGUAUUGCGAUCUCAAUACCCACGACGUACCCAACAAGCCAAAAAAGCUGUAUAGCUGUCAUGGCGGCAAAGUGCUUGCCGCACAAACAAGCCCCGUUUCAACGCAUCUAAUGACGCUAGGCGAGGAUGGCAAGAUCUUCCUAUUCGAUUAUGUACGCAACACUUUAUUGCUGGAGAAGAAGUUUAUUUCAAGCGGCAGCGAUUUGCAUUGGUUCUCGACAAAAAUAUCCAGUACGGGUAUGGAUGUAGUCGCCGGCUUCGAGGAUGGCAUACUACGUCAAUUGGUGUUGGAUUUGCGCAAUGAAAAGAGAGUGGAGUUGCAUUUGGUGCGCGCUAUUAAGGCGCAUAUUGGUGCCAUCACGAAAUUGACAGUCAAUCCGAGGCAUACCUGCCUAGUCGUGUCCUCCAUGGACAAGUCCAUAUUUGUGUAUAACAUUGAAGAUAAGGAGAAUAAUAUGAUGUGCUUGAAACCAAUGGGUUUUGUGGUGCUCGAUGCUGUGGUGAAUUGUUUCAACUGGAAGAACGAUGAGUAUUCCACAAUUUUGAUGGGCUGCAAAACUGGUGAGGUAUACGAAUACCAAAUACCCGCCCGCGUCACAGACGAGCAAACAUUUCUCUCCUACAACAUUACCGAUCCGCAGAAAAUGAAGUCGACACGCUUUGUAUCGGUUAAAAGUCUCAUAAGACGUGAUCAAAAGCGUGAGAAAAUCAAGAAACGCAAGGAGAAGAAACGUCAACGCAAAUUGGCGGAAGUGGAAAAAUUGAAGGCUGCCAAUCCGGGCUUGCAAAUUGACAUGGAAACGGCGUUGGCCGAUUCUGAGCCCGAAGAAGAGGAGGAACCCUUACAUAUACCUGCUGCGCCCAAUCCAGUGCUUUGGCUCCGCUAUACGCGCGAUGACACUGUGUGGACCUCGAUGGCUGGCUUCGAUGCUGGUUAUAUCUAUGAGCUAAUAUUUGGUUAUGCGGAGCCUUACAGGUGUACUAUAAUAGCGGACGGCGAUGAUUGCGAAAUACACUCUUAUUUGACGAUUGAGGAUUACCUGAUUUUCGGCUUGGUAGAUGGAAAAUUGCGCAUCAAUCGUACAACUGCCAACGAUUUCACAGAUUUAGCCGAUUAUCGUCUAUUUGCCAUGCACGAUUCCUACAAUGGAAUUAUAUCGCGCAUUUUGACCAGCUGCGAUGGCCAAUAUUUGUUUAGCGUUGGAUAUGAUGGCAAUAUUUUCUCUUACAAGUGGCAUGGACCCAAAGUGGUGCAGGGUGGUCCUUUGGAUGUGGUGCAGUAUGCUCUGCUAAAAGAUUUUUAUGCUGACGAUAUAGACGAUCCAGAGUAUCCUUCAUUGGAACAGGAGAAAAUCUAUGCCGAAAUUAAACGCAAAGAGGAAGCGGCCGCAGCGCAUAACCGAAAAGUGUUGGCACAAAUCGGUGAAUUGCAGGUGAAAUUCAAUGAUAUCAAAAGCGAUAUGUUGCCUUUGGAAGAGGAGUUGCAACUGCCGGAUCGCAAGCUGCUUCUGGACGAACGCAUAACUAAACAAAUCAAGGAUGAGCUGCAAACGGAGUUGGAUGAUGUGCGCGAUGAUUUGGCCUACGACCUGGAGGUGGCUGAAGUUGGUAAAAAUAAGUUGUAUAAUCAUUUUUUGAAGAAAUUAGAACAUGUGCCGUUUACGGUGAGCGGUAUUAGCAAAGAUGUAAGGGUCACCUCAUUUCGUGUAGAAAAACUUGGAGAGGAAUUUGAGAAAAUCAAGGAUGAGAUCGAGGAGCGUUUGCUGCUGGAGGCAGCGAAGCGUAGCGAUGAGGAAACUGAGCUUCCAACAACACAAACAGAAUACAUUGAACCGAUCGUUGCCGAGGAGAAGGAGCCCAGUAUGCCCGAACUGGGUGAGGAGAACUUCUUCUUCGGUCGUAAUCCGAAUGCUAUCAUACCACGCUUUAGCAAGAAAAUGCUCCGCCUAUUGCGACGCUAUCGCUCUCGCCAACUGCACGAAAUCGAGCGUAUAUAUAAUUGGGAGCGGAUGGAAAUGGGUAAACCCGAUCCGAACAAGAAUCAUCCGCAUGAUGAGCUUAAAAUUGCCGAAGCGGAGAAAAAUCUUGGCGAUUACAAGCUGAAAAUUGGCUACGACUAUGAGCCGCGAGUCAACGAAAAUCUCACCUACAAAUACAUUGAAGUGGUGAAUGCAAGGCAAGCACAUUUUCUCAUUUUAGAUCGCUUCAAUAAGGAACUUAUGCAAAUGCGCAAACGCAAAUGGGAGUAUUACAAGUAUAUAGAAGAGUCGCGUAAGCGAUUGGAACAGUUGCACUCAUUUCUACCACACGUAAAUCGCGAGUAUUUGAUUUCCAUAGGAAAUAUUGAAAUGAACGUUGAGUAUCCAGAGCGUAAUCUCAAGGAGAAUUGCCAGCCAGGCUGUGGCAUAGAAAUCGAAGAUAUACUGUAUUUGGAGAAGAAAGUUGAUGACUUACUGCCGGAGCCACCACCACCGCCGUCACUCGACCAGAAUGUGACGGCGCGCGAUAAGAUCGAACACUCGUUACACCAAUCUUUGCAUGCCUAUGAAGUGGACGAGCUGCCGGAUAUUAGUGCUAUACUCGCAGAACUCGAUGAUUAUGCCAGUUUUACUGAACCAGACUUCUUCGAGCGCAACGAGGACGGUUUUGCGCCAUGGUUGUCUAUGGCGCGCUAUCAAUGGCUAAUCGAUUUGCUGGAUGAACAGAGUGGCAUAGUGUUGAAGGUGAAAAAUCGUAUUAGUGAGUUCGAUAAGGAUCUGGCGGAAAUGAUAGCAACACGUUGUAGAGCUUCGUACGAAGCUGAGUUCAUGCACUGCUAUAGUAUUACUUUGAAUCAAGAAUUGAAUAUAUUACGCGAUAGCGAAGAGAUCGAAAAUCAAUUGCUAAACAAUGCUGAUGAGGCGAUGAAGACACGCAACGAAAUGCAGGCGGUGAUCAAUUCGAAAAAACGGCAAAUCGAGGAGAGCAAAAAGAAUGUCGAUAGAUUAAACGAGCAAAUAAUAGCGGUGCAGCAGAAAUUCAUGACCACCUGCAAGGGGCAUAAAUUCUUCGAUUUCUUGCGGCGCAUAUUCAAAAAGAAAUGGCGAUCACCAAAGCCACCCAAGGCUGAUGAUGAAUCUUCUGAGUCCUCCUCGAGCGACGAGUCGUCCAGCGAGGAUGAGGAUGCCGAUGCCAAAAGUAUUGAUUCAACGGAUAUUACUACGAUACGGUUAGAUGAAAGUCACUGUCCUGCAGGGCUGGAACGUAGCACGUACGACUUGGCUUUUCAGCUGCGUUCCGAGCGGCAUGCUCUUGAAAAGGUGCUCUCAGAGACACAAAAAAGCAUAGAACAACGACGUGCAGAUGUGGCUGAGCUGCAAAAGAAAAUGAAGUAUCACGAAGAAGUCUACGCGCAGGAGAAGGAAACGUUAACGGUUUUUCGGCGCAAACGCCAACAAGAAUUGAACAAAAUCAAAAUCUGUGUAGUGUUGUCAAUGGAUCAAUUGCAACACUUCAGACCAGGUGAAGAUUAUUUAGACUUAAGUCGUGCCAUACUAUUCGAUGCUGAACGCUUGAAUCAGCUGAAAGAUCGUGUCUCCCAGUUGAAUGAAGAGACACUGGAGACUCGACGUCUACAUCGUAUCAAUGUAGUACAUUUGCGUCGCAUGAAUACCGACAUUAAAUUUAUGCGCAGCGAAAUCACACGAUUGGAGGCUGCCAUCAAGCAGGAGAUUAUUAAGAAAUUUGGUAUGAUCAUCAAUUUGGAUGAAUUGGAGGAGGAGGUUUUGCGCAGGUAUGUAUUCGAUUUGGAAACGUCCGCUGAGGAGGAAUUUCGGCAAAUCGAGAGAGAAAUAGCGAGAAGGAAGGCGGAGUUGGCGUUAUUGGAGAACGAACUGAUACGUGAGACAAAAGUCAGCGCGGAAAAGUUUAAUAUUUUAACCGUUUUGAAUGAGGAGAAGAACUUUUUGCAUAAAAUUUUGAAAGCACAGGAGAAGAACUUCGAGAAAUGGAUGCAGCCACAUAAAUUGAAUCUUGAUCGAGACGUAGAGAAGCUCACGCAAAUACACAAAGAGCAGAAGCAGACAAUUGAGUGCCUGGAGCGUGAAAUUUGCACAUUACGCUUGAAAUCCAAACCACUGCAACUAUUUCACGAAGUCGUCCAGGAAGAUAAAAUUGAAAAGACCGUUGAAGUGGAUGAUGAUGAUGUUAACUGCCCCAAAAUAUUAGCACCCGAAGCUUUUAUGCAACGCAUCGAACCAGAUCAGUUUACUAUCGAUCGCAUCAAGAAAGUUGUACAAAAAUAUUUCGCACAGUGGUUCAAUCGGCACGCCACCGCCGAUAAUAUACGUAAGAAUGCGAAGAAGGCCACACGCUAUCUGGCCCAAGCUGCCUACACCUUCGAAGGCAACAUAACCGAUGGCAUAUUGGAUUGUAUAACGCAAGCGCUGGAAUCGAUGAUGCCGAAAAAGUAUCUGCUGCAUAUGUCCAAGGAUAAUUUAGCGAAAAUGUUUCGUGAUGUGCUGAACGCAUACGAUUACCAGUCGUCUGAAGUGAAUACAGAGGAAUUGAUUAGCGGCAUCUAUCAGAAUGUGCUGACGACUUUGGAACACUCGAAUGCUGUGCUGAAUAGAACACAAUUCAUAUUGUUGCAUCUAUUCGAGCAGCUUAUUGAGCUCUUGCCAUUGGAGGAAUUUAAAAGCGAGAAAACUACGCGCUUACUUAUGCAGCUGUUGGAAGAUGAUACGCAUAUAGAUCCGCGUUGUAUAAAUGUUGAUGACAUUGUGGACAAGACGGUGAAGUAUGCGCGCGAAAAUCUGCUGGACGGCAUUACAGCUAUGCCGAUAAGACGUCUAGCUGAGAAUCUGUAUAAGGAAUUGAAGAUUCAUAAGGCGGGAGCGAUAACAAUUAAAUGCUCGUUGGGAUCGAAAGAAAGAGUUACGACUGCACAAAAGAACAAGUUUGCUUCGUUGUGAUGUGAAUUAAAAUUUAUUUUACUUUUUUAUU